AUGGCGGAGACACGGCGAAGUUACAUUUUCUGUGCGUUUCUCUCGGGGAUUUUGAGUGUGCUGCUAAUUAUUGUCGCACUCGCUAGCGAGGGGUGGGUAGUAUCAACGGGAAGCACGGAUGAACAAAACAAGGACAGCGUGAUCAGAUAUGGCAUGUUCAAAGGAGAAUUGGCGUUACAUAUUUUCAUCACUCCCUCUUAUAAUACACUUUACAUGACAUGUUUAUCAGACAUAAAUGCGUGCGCUGUGAGCUGUAAGACGGACACGCAGGCGAGGGAAGACGAGGUACGUGCCCUUGCGCAGGGCUUCCGACCGAACUUAGCCUGCGUCGCGUUCACCACCGUUGACACCAGCAAUCCACUGCCCGAUCCACCGGUUAUAUCUUAUGGGGUAUACGUGAGUCUCCUAACUCUACUGUUUCUGCAACUGGCGCUGGCGACGCUGUCCGCGGCGCUGGCCAUACUCAACGCUACUAAAAAUCCUACAGAACCGAUAUUUGGCUUGCCAGGUUGUCUGUGGUCAAACGUCGCAACCACAGUGGUUGGGGUGACAUUCAUGUUGUUUUUCGGCAUCUAUUGGGUCACCUCGGGGUGGAAGGAGCACCUCGCUUUCUCUUACAUCGCGCUGGGCUCGCUGCGACCCGGGCCUGGCCUUGGGUACUCUUACUGGAUUCUGCUCGGUGCCAAUCUGUGCUCCAUCGCCAACGUUGGUUUAAUCGUGCUAAGAAACUACUUGCUGGAGAGAGACCCUCCCCCACCUACCAUAAAAGUAGAAAAUCACUCUGACGGUACUAUAUUCUUGUAUUAA
Zerene cesonia (dogface butterfly) is the source of this 807-nucleotide messenger RNA. RefSeq lists its product as uncharacterized. Lineage: Eukaryota; Metazoa; Arthropoda; Insecta; Lepidoptera; Pieridae. Bases 1 to 807 code for a protein of 268 amino acids. The transcript has 7 exons. The record is from RefSeq and is a predicted model, not a curated record.